Messenger RNA from Nannochloropsis gaditana CCMP526, 317 nucleotides. Its product is annotated as trna (adenine-n -)-methyltransferase catalytic. The transcript has a single exon. Gene Ontology annotation, cellular component: tRNA (m1A) methyltransferase complex; nucleus. The annotation marks the transcript as partial. Gene Ontology annotation, biological process: tRNA methylation. The record is from RefSeq and is a predicted model, not a curated record.
CCCCCCUCGCCCAUCCUCCCGCGGUUUCCGUCGCUCCAGUUGCACGGACUCUACGUGGUCGGAUAGACGCCGUCUUUCUGGAUGUGCCGAGUCCCUGGCUGGCCAUUCCCCUGGCCGCAGCAGUCUUGAAGGCGAACGCGCGCAUCGCCACGUAUUCGCCAUGUUUCGAGCAGGUUUUCAAGACUUGCGAGGCCCUGCGGGAGCAUAACUUUCAUUCCAUUCGCACCAUGGAGGUACGGCACAAGCAGUUUGAGCUCAGGCGGACGUGCAUGCCGCAUUUGGAUUUCGGGGACGGGGAUAGCGUCGGGGUGGGGGAG